Gaeumannomyces tritici R3-111a-1 is the source of this 480-nucleotide messenger RNA. RefSeq lists its product as hypothetical. The record is from RefSeq and is a predicted model, not a curated record. Bases 1 to 480 code for a protein of 159 amino acids. The transcript has 2 exons. Lineage: Eukaryota; Fungi; Ascomycota; Sordariomycetes; Magnaporthales; Magnaporthaceae.
AUGGCUGCGGAGGACGGAGGGGCGAGGGUGCUGGGCCGGGAGAAGCAGGGAAAUGACCGAUUCUUUUUGUUUCUUUUAUCUUAUUUUCGUCCUUCUACUCUUUGUCACCGCAAACGUCGUUCGCAUUUUGGGACGGGAUCACGUCGGAGCCAAAAGCGGCAGCCCAAAGCAGCACCCCAAAGCGGCACCUCAGCCGCCUACCCAAUUUGUCAUACCCGCAAAACGGACGGUGCCUUGUCUUGGGUUGUGGUGCACCUGCACCUGCUGGGGCACUGUCACAGCCGGCGAAUCCAUCCGGCCCGUCUGUCAACGCUGAAGCAAGACGCGACAGUCGUUUGCCUCCCGCACCAGCCAGGUCCCAGCGGCCACUGCGGCGCUUGUCAGCUACAUACGGCGCCAUCCAAGGCUCUCGACCUGCAGACAAACAGACGGCGCGGCCGCAGGUCACGCAUCACCCCUGACGCUGGCCACGAAUUUUAG